Messenger RNA from Gymnogyps californianus (California condor), 7413 nucleotides. RefSeq names its product ArfGAP with RhoGAP domain, ankyrin repeat and PH domain 2 (gene ARAP2). Gene Ontology annotation, biological process: signal transduction; positive regulation of GTPase activity. Lineage: Eukaryota; Metazoa; Chordata; Aves; Accipitriformes; Cathartidae. Gene Ontology annotation, molecular function: phosphatidylinositol-3,4,5-trisphosphate binding; protein binding; GTPase activator activity. The transcript has 35 exons. The coding region runs from base 389 to 5497 and encodes 1702 amino acids. The record is from RefSeq and is a predicted model, not a curated record.
UCCUUCCCCCUGCCUCUCUCUCUCCCCUUCCCCCGCUGCUUUUCGCCAGAGGCCUGUUAAUCUUGUCAGUUUGUAUGGAGUGAAGUACAAUGGGAAGAUGAAAUUCACUACUGGCAGAUCUCAUUCUGCUCCAUGAUUCGUCUGUCUGUCUUCCAAUCGAUGUCUUGAAGACUUCAACUUGAAAAUCAUAGAAUGGAAGAAUCAUAGAAUCAACUGAUACAGCUUUUCAGAAUGCAGGUUUGCCAUCUUUAAAAAAAAAAAUCAGUUUGAACUGAAGAAAUCUGGAGAAGUGUCUUGAAGAAACUGAUAUUCUCCAUUGGCUGGCUGACACCAAAUUUAGAGAGCUUUGUUGCUAGUGAAUAUGCACGCAUCCUGACUGUAUUUCUACAUGACUGUGUGGGGCAAUAUUCGGAAUGAAGCUGCCAUCAUGUCAUCCAGAGGCAAUGGCACUGACAUUGAAGAAUUCUUGGUCAACAUUAACUUGGGGCAGUAUCUUCCUAAUUUUAAAGGAUAUGGCUAUAACAUUGUAACAGAUUGCGUGGGAAUAAAUAACAGUGUGCUUCAGCAAAUGGGAGUGUUGCCUACAGGGCACCGCAGAAGGAUUCUUAAGCAAUUGGACACCGCUCUUUCAAAAAUGCAAGGAAAUUCUCUUUUCCGUGAAAAUCUAAAAUUCAAAGACUUGAAAGGUUUAGAAGAGAAGCAAUAUUCGUCCUCGGAUCAGGAGUCUCCAGUAAGCAAUUCAAGUGUAGAUGGGGCUAGCUUGAUAUCUGCAACAUUGUCAGAACAACUUCUUAAUAAGGCUUACGUUGAUAAAGAAAGGUUUGAACUUGUAGAGCAAAACUUAUCAGAGGCAAAUGAUGAUAGCUUUACAAAUUUGGAUUUUUCUAGUUUAUACCAGAAUUCAGACAGCAUACUAAAAGCUGUCAAUCUAAGUGGAAGUAUUAAGACAGAUACUCAGCCAGAUACAUCACUGGAAGAAGCUGCUGCAUACCAAACUGAUGAGCACUUGGCUGGCUGUUUGGCAUUUCAUGAUCCUCCUUCAUUUGCUCAUUCAUGUGAGACAAAAUACAAUGAAAACAAACAUCUGAUGUUUGCGGAUGAGGAUGAUUUAUCUGAUAGUGAGUCAAAUUCUCCAUUCUUUAAGUUUAAAGGAGAAAUGAUAGACAAUGACUUAUAUGAUUCUUGUACGCAAAACUGCAUGAAAGUAUUUCCAAGAGCAAGCCGGUCUUUUAUAUUACGGCAUCGACCUGUACCAGAAAUUCCCGAAUCAAGUAAAGUUCAAGCUUCAUCAAGUUCCCUUCAGAAAAGAAGAAAUGUGGAUCUUGUAAAUACUUCUUGUACUGGGAGGCAAAUUCCACAAAACAAAACUUUCACAGAAGAAAAGCCACCCAUCAUCUCUCCAUAUGGGGAAACCUUUAUUUGUGACAACCCUAAAGAUGCUAAAGAACUUCAUGGAAAUGAAUUCCUGGCUUGUGAAAAUAAAUUGGAUCUAGGAAUGAAUGAAGAGUAUUCUUCUUACAAGAGUCUAUGUUCCUUUAAUAAUCAGGAAGAGAAGACAAAGGAAUUUGCAAAAAAUGAAUCCCUGUCUCAGGAAAACAAAUCAGUAGCACCCGAAGAAUCUGAAAGUGAAUCUGUAUAUUCUAUUGUGGAACAAAGUUCUUUACCUUUAAAGAAAAAGAAAAAUAAAGCCAAAACACACUCAGCAUCUUGUAGUAAGAUACAAAGUGGAGAUUCAGAUCACUUGGUCAGUGAACAAAUGCAUUUUUGGCAAUGUGAUGGAGAUCAAACUUCGACUGGAAAUGAAUCAAUAACACCGUAUGCUUGUUUUUAUGGACCAUCGGUAAAGAAGGUUAAAGCAGGAUGGCUGGAUAAAUUAUCCCCUCAAGGCAAACGUGUGUUUCAGAAGCGGUGGGUUAAGUUCGAUGGAGACAGCAUUUCUUAUUACAAUAAUGAAAAGGAAGUGUUCUCAAAGGGAAUAAUACUGCUCUCUGCUAUAGCAACAGUAAGAGUUCAUGGGGAGAACAAAUUUGAAGUUGUCACAUCCCAGAGGACUUUUGUCUUCCGUGUGGAUAAAGAAGAAGAAAGGAAUGACUGGGUUAAUACGAUGCUCAAUGCCUUGAAAUCGCAGUCUGAUAAUAACUCUCAGUCUCGAACUUCUGUCGCCCCUGAGAAAAGCGGGUAUCUUGAGCUGAAAGGAUACAAAGCCAAAAUCUUUAUUCUACUUCAGGGGAAUACUGUGUGGAUCUGCAAAAAUGAGCAGGAUUUUAAGACAGGAUUUGGUAUCACUGUAAUCCCUAUGAAUGUGGCAAAUGUAAAACAAGUGGAUCGGACUGCAAAGCAAUCUUUUGAAAUAAUUACUCCUUAUAAAAGCUUUAGCUUUACAGCAGAGUCGGAAAGAGAGAAACAAGAGUGGAUUGAAGCACUGCAGCAAUCGAUAGCAGAAACUCUGUCUGAUUAUGAAGUAGCUGAGAAGAUUUGGUUCAAUGAGUCCAACAGGAGCUGUGCUGACUGUAAAGCUCCCAGUCCUGACUGGGCAUCCAUCAAUCUAUGUGUUGUCAUUUGUAAGAAGUGCGCAGGACAGCACAGAUCUUUAGGACCAAGAGAUUCAAAGGUCCGGAGUCUAAAAAUGGAUGCCAGCAUUUGGAGCAAUGAACUUAUUGAGCUCUUUAUUGUCAUUGGAAAUAAGAGGGCAAACAGUUUUUGGGCAGGAAAUCUUCCUCCAGAUGAAGAGCUGCAUAUGGAUGCCCCUGCAGAAAAAAGGAUAGCAUUCAUUACACAAAAAUACAAAGAGGGAAAAUUCAGGAAAGCACCUUUUCCCUACAAAACCAAGGAACAGUUGAAUAAGGCCCUGUGUGCUGCCGUAGUUAAACAAGAUGUGCUAGAAACUCUGAUGUUGCUGUUUAGUGGGGCUGAUGCUAUGUGUGCCACUGGAGACCCUGUUUACAGUACUCCGUACUUAUUAGCCAAGAAAGCUGGACAAAGACUGCAAAUGGAAUUCCUGUACCAUAAUAAAUUCUCAGAUUUCCCAAACUAUGAUACUUGUUUUGAAAGUGGCUUCUCUGAAGAUUCCUCACAUUCCACCUUUCUUUGUGAAUUCUUAUACAAAGUUUCUUCUAAUACUGCUAAGCUUCUUACAGAGAAGAAAUUAAAAGAAGAUUGCAACAAAAGAUGGUGCACUUUGGAAAGUGGCUUUCUGAGCUACUAUGAAAAUGAUAAAACUACCACUCCUAAUGGUAUGAUUGACAUCAAUGAAGUUAUCUGUCUUGUAGUGCACAAGUCAGACCUCUUUUUAAAUAGAGGGGACAUCUUUACCUUUGAAAUCUACUUAAUGUCAGAACGUGUUUUUCUAUUUGGAGCUGAAACUGCAUAUUCACAAAGAAAAUGGACUUGGGCAAUAGCUAAGCAUUUUGUUCCGCCUGUGGCUGAAUGCUUGUUAGAGAGAGACUGUGACCUGCUUGGCCAGCUGUACUACAAAGAUUGCCAUAACCUGGAUCAGUGGAGAAAAGGCUGGUUUGCUCUAGAGAAGUCGAGCCUUUAUUUUUUUCUUGAAAUGGAGAAUGCUGAAGAAGAUUCCAUAUAUCUAAGGAGGUUGCAAGAACUAACAAUCAGUAGUGUGAUACAAAAUGGAGAGAAAAUAGACGUCCUGCUGCUCGUUGAAAAAGGAAGAACGCUAUACAUCCAUGGCCAUACGAAGCUGGAUUUCAUGGUCUGGUAUACUGCAAUUGAAAAAGCAGCAGGUACAGAUGGUAAUGCAUUACAAGAUCAGCAGCUCAGCAAAAAUGAUGUUCCUAUUAUAGUGAACAGCUGUAUAGCAUUUGUUACACAGUAUGGUUUAGGUAGCAAGCAGAUCUACCUUAAGAAUGGCGAUUCUUCCAAUGUGGCUGAACUGCUGGAAAGCUUCAAAAAAGACGCAAGGAGUGUUAAACUAAGAGCAGGAAAACAUCAGCUUGAAGAUGUGACUGAUGUAUUGAAAAGAUUUCUUUCUCAGAUAGAUGAUGCACUUCUCACUAAAGAACUUUAUCCAUUCUGGAUCUCUGCAUUAGAUACACAGAAUGAAAAGGAACGUGUGAGGAAGUAUGGAGCUUUUAUUCGGACGCUUCCACCAGUCAAUAGGGCAACAUUGGCUGCUUUAAUUGAACAUCUUUACAGGGUGCAGAAGUGUUCUGAAAUCAAUCAUAUGAACCCUCACAAUCUAGCCAUGGUGUUUUCCUCAUGCUUAUUUCAAACUAAAGGCCAAACUAGUGAAGAAGUCAAUGUAAUUGAAGAUCUAAUUAAAAAUUAUGUGCAACUUUUUGAUAUAAAUGAAGACCAGGUCAAACAAAUGGAUAUAGAGAACAGCUUUAUUACCAGGUGGAAAGACACUCAGGUUUCCCAGGCUGGAGAUCUGCUUAUUGAAGUUUACGUGGAAAGAAAGGAGCCAGACUGUAGUAUUAUAAUCAGGGUAUCACCUUUGAUGGAAGCAGAAGAAUUAACUAAUGAUGUUUUAGGAAUCAAAAACAUUAUUCCCAACAAAGAUGACAUCUGGGCUGCUUUUGAAGUACUUGAAAAUGGAGAACUAGAACGUCCUCUGCAUUAUACAGAGAAUGUACUAGAACAAGUUCUUCACUGGAGUUCACUACCAGAGCCUGGCACUGCAUAUCUGAUAAUAAAGAGAUUUCUAACAGCAGACAUGAUAAAACUCUACAGUGAGAAAAAUGAGAAAGGUAGCGUGAAAGCAGGCAAUCUGAAGUACAAAGAAGAACCAUCAAAACUACUGUCCGGAAACAAAUUUCAAGAGCGUUAUUUUGUGUUACGGGAAGGAAACUUACUUCUUUAUAAGGAUAUGAAGGCUAGCAAACCUGAAAAAGUGUUGCCUGUCAAUUCCCUGAAGCUUUAUCUUGGAGUGAAAAAGAAAAUGAAACCACCAACAAACUGGGGACUUGCAGUUUUUUCUGAAAAGCACCAGUGGUAUAUAUGUUGUGAUGGACAAGAUGCGCAGAUGGAGUGGAUGAUCAGCAUUUUUACUGCACAGCAUGCAGAUAUAUGGCCACCUGCUGGAAAAGCAAGGAAACAGUCUAUAACUAAAAGUCCAAAGAUUGGAGGCUUACCACUAAUUCCCAUUCAUCAGGAGAAGAACACUUGUAAAAUCAGAGGGAGUACAGAAAAUAUAGAACUGCAAUCUGGGAAACCAAAAUUCAGUGAGCAUCAUGAAAAUGACUUUCUGAAAGAAAGAAAAAACUUGAAAGAAAAAGCAUCUAUUGUGGCACAAUGUCUGGAACGGAAGGAGGAGAAAGUGCGAAAUCAUGCAAAAACACAUCAGAGCUUGAUCCCUGUUGAGGAUAUAGAUGCAGGGAUGACUGACCUACACCAAAGACCACUUAAGGCACUGAAGAAAAAUAAGAACAAAACAAACAAAAGUACUUUGGAAUUAGACAACAAAUUACCAUCAAAUGUGAUUCAGGAACUAAAUACAGUGCUGCAGAAGAACAGAGCACUUCAUGAUGAAACCUCCAGCUGAUUUCCUGAGUCUGAAGUUUAAUAUACACGUGUGUAUGUAUUUUCUGGGCAAAAGUAGGGUUUUUUGAUGUGUGUAGUUUGUACAGUGCAGAGGAAAUAUAAUUUGUUUAUAUGCAGCUGUUGAUUUUGUAUAUGUGUAUGCCACAUGUUAUAAUUCAAGGUUGAACUGAGAGAACUGAUUAUGUAGAACUCCUGAAAUUUGGGAGUUUUCCUGUGCAGUGCAAUGACACCAGGGUUUUGUCUAUUAUUUUUUGUUGCAGAUUUUGUUUGACAUAAUAAUUCUAAGUGCUGCCAAAAGCUUUUGCUCUGUUUAUAUUCUGUACCAUCUUGUAAGUACUGGAGAGAGAUUUUCGGAAGGAAGACAAGAUAUACACUGAAAUUCAUACUGUUGGCCUGCAAUAUUUUUAAUUGUCUAACACUAUAAAAAUGAGUAACGUCUGCUUUGAAAAGUGAUUUUUGCAUGUAAUUUUUUUUGUGUGUGUUUAAGAAUAAAAUUAGUAUCUGCUUCCAUAGAUUCGUCCUCUGACAGAGUGGCAUGUGAAAGAAUCAAAAGGGAGAGGAAUGUAGUAGUAAAGACAAUGUGUUAGUCAUUGUAUCUCAAAACUGUGUCUAUAUGGUAUACGCCUGAUUAUGACAUCUAAGCAAUGAGAGAGAAUACUGACAAAAAGAAGUCUUCAAAGCAAUCUCUGAUUUAAAAGGGUGUAUGAAUUGGAAGAGUAGCGUCAUCUCUUUUUGCUCAACAGGCUGAAGUAAUUUUAUAAACAGACCUUGGUUAGCUCAGGGUGACAAAGGCAGACUUUUCUAUCACUGUUUGGAUAGAGCUUGCUUGGUGCUGACAAAGUUGCUGGCAUCUGAUGAAUAUUUAGUAUUCACAUGAGAAAUGAAUUUCCUAAAGAAAAAAUGGUCCCCACACAAACAUAUCUAUCGGAAGGGUACUAACUCACUCUAAGAAGUGCCAGUUACUAAAUGGGUGAGGAGAUUAGCCCCUCCCUUUACCAUGAGGACAAAGGUGAACAGUAUGCUGUUUGCAGGGACUAGGAAAUGCUUGUGCUACAGCUGUAGCACAGCUCUUCUUCUGAGUGUGAGAAGAGGUCCCAAGGUUGAGACAACAGCCUCGUUUGCUGCAUUCUGAGUAUGCAGGUAGCAGUUCCUGAAGACGCAUGAUAUGCUACCCUGCAGCUACUUUGGUUUUUAAGCCCUGAGUUCCUUAAAUUUAAAAAUCAGAAUCUGGCUUCAAAACAAAACUAUGAGCAAUGAAAUUAUUUGGUCUUCUUCAGUUGUUUUGUGGAUCUCACUUUCACUUACCCCAUGGGAUUGCCUCCUUCCUCUCUCAUGGCAUGUCCCAGUUUUUACUUAGUCCUGUAACAGCUGGAUGGGCAAAAGGCACUGCUGUGCUGAGGCUGUUUCCAGGUGUUGCAGAUGCUGUCUGGUUAAGCAGCAGGACCCAACAGAGCAGAGGGCUAAUGAGCUCACGCUGCACCUUUGCUUCAGGGGAGGCAUUAAUAACAGCAUCUGCUUUAUUUUGCUGCCGUCCCUUUUGUGGUCUGAUUAGCCACUCUGCCACAGAUUUUCACCAGCCUUUUGAGAACUUACUGAUGCCUUUAGUGUUCCUCAGGUUUGAUUGGAAUUGGCCAGACCUCUUAGGGUAGAAGAGAGAAUUUUCAAGUAUUUCUUGUUUAUUGGAAAUUGUUUUAAAUAGUCUCUUAAUUCCUUAAAAUUUCAGAGGAAAAAUUCAAUUUAAUCAGCAUCAAUGACAUUUGAUUUUUAUUAACAAAUAGUUUUGAGGAUGCUUUAUGUUGCUACUGAAUUUCUUCCCAUACGGAAGCAGUGUGCUCACUUAUCCCCUCUUCUAUUUUUGGUAGUCACAGGUGACGUAACAUUUCUCACAUAAUUUACUUCUAUUCUUGAUUGCAUUGA